Messenger RNA from Mastomys coucha (southern multimammate mouse), 2865 nucleotides. It is a transcript of the gene P2ry12, whose product is annotated as purinergic receptor P2Y12. The coding region runs from base 961 to 2004 and encodes 347 amino acids. The record is from RefSeq and is a predicted model, not a curated record. Gene Ontology annotation, cellular component: membrane. NCBI's taxonomy places the organism in Eukaryota, Metazoa, Chordata, Mammalia, Rodentia, Muridae. Gene Ontology annotation, biological process: blood coagulation; G protein-coupled receptor signaling pathway. The transcript is spliced from 7 exons. Gene Ontology annotation, molecular function: G protein-coupled purinergic nucleotide receptor activity.
GUUACCUGUAUGCCACUGACCUUUCCUCCAGAGCUCAGAACCACUUUCAGUGGCAACUCAAAGCUAAGCUCAGCAGUGACAGUUUGAAAGUGAGCUACAGUUAAAGAGAAGUUCGGAGCUGUGAUAAAAGAAUAACAAGCGUACAUGUCCAAAGAAGACGGUUAGCAACUGGAUUGUGGUAACAAUGACUACUGGGCAAAGAACUGCUCAACGCCCUACUUGCAACCUGGACCCUGCCCAAGUUGGGGACACAUCUGGCUGACUGCUCUACUCAACUUCACCAAGGCAGAAAAAUCAGGAUGCGCACAAAGGCAGUCUUGUUCUCCAUGACAAAUCAGAGUGCUGAAAUGACAAAACGCCAGUGUCAUUUGCUGUCACACAACAGGAGCUGCCGCGCGGACACUUUCCUGUAUCCAGGGUCACACUGCCAGAGAAGGAUGGUGCGCUGGUUACAUUCAUGACUUGAAGAUUCAUCCUGAAAAACAGCAAUAGCCUCUGAAGCCAGUGUGUAGGGCCGGGGGGUCCACUGUCUACUCCUGAACCACACUAACCACAGCUUCUCCAUGCCUGCUUAUGGGGGAGGUAUCUACCUGCUCUUCAACUCACCUCCUCUGGCUCCACCCGUUUUUCCAGUUUGGAACAUGCUAAAGUAAAAAUAAUAACGCGCCAGCUGACCUGAAGCAUUUGAUGUGGGCGUAACCUACAGAAAAUAACCCAGAUCUGUAGUUCCACUCAUGCUGGAAGAGUGAAUGAGCAUACACAAGGAGAAAGGCUGUGUCACUCAGACAAGAACACUCAAGGCUGCAUUGCUGAAGUCCCAGCAGGUUCUCUAUCACAGAAGGCUUUGGCAACUAAACCAAGUCACUGAGAGGAAAGCAACAGAUGACAGUCUGCAAGUUCUCCUAACUAGUAUUAGUGGACACACUCAUAUCCUUCAGAUUCAACUGAAUAACCAGGACCAUGGACAUGCCUGGUGUCAACACCACCUCAGCCAAUACCACCUUCUCCCCUGGGACCAGCACCCUAUGCAGCAGAGACUAUAAGAUCACCCAGGUUCUCUUCCCAUUGCUCUACACUGUCCUGUUUUUCGCUGGGCUCAUCACGAACAGCUUGGCAAUGAGGAUUUUCUUUCAGAUCCGCAGUAAAUCCAACUUCAUCAUUUUUCUUAAGAACACGGUCAUCUCUGAUCUUCUUAUGAUUCUAACUUUUCCAUUCAAAAUUCUUAGUGAUGCCAAACUAGGAGCCGGGCCUCUGAGAAUCUUGGUGUGCCAAGUUACUUCAGUCACAUUUUAUUUUACAAUGUAUAUCAGUAUAUCGUUCCUGGGAUUGAUAACCAUUGACCGCUACCUGAAGACCACCAGGCCAUUUAAAACUUCCAGCCCCAGCAAUCUCUUGGGUGCGAAGAUUCUUUCUGUUGUCAUCUGGGCCUUCAUGUUCUUACUUUCACUGCCUAACAUGAUUCUCACCAACAGGAGGCCAAAAGAUGAGGACAUAACGAAAUGUUCUUUCUUAAAAUCGGAGUUUGGUCUGGUCUGGCACGAAAUAGUCAAUUACAUCUGCCAAGUCAUUUUCUGGAUUAAUUUUUUAAUUGUCAUUGUUUGUUAUAGCCUCAUUACAAAAGAACUCUAUAGGUCUUAUGUCAGGACAAGGGGUUCAGCCAAGGUUCCCAAGAAAAAGGUGAACAUCAAAGUUUUCAUCAUCAUUGCUGUGUUCUUUAUUUGCUUUGUUCCUUUCCAUUUUGCACGGAUCCCCUACACCCUGAGCCAAACCCGGGCUGUCUUUGACUGCAGUGCAGAGAACACUCUGUUCUAUGUGAAGGAGAGCACGCUAUGGCUGACGUCCUUGAAUGCCUGCCUUGAUCCAUUCAUCUAUUUUUUUCUUUGCAAGUCUUUCAGAAAUUCCUUGACAAGCAUGCUGAGGUGCUCAAACUCUGCAUCAACAUCUGGGGCAAACAAGAAGAAAGGACAGGAAGGUGGAGACCCAAGCGAGGAGACGCCAAUGUAGAACAUUACCUAAGGGGCUGCUUCAGUCUUUAGUGUCCAAACUCCUCCAAGGAAAUCACUGCAUAACUAUAUUAACAUUCACUAAAACGAAGCUAAGUUAAUGACUCUUUGAAUAAGCAAUAAAGUAAGAAAAUAAACUUUAACUACCUUUCCUGUACAUAUAAGGGAAAAAUCCUAGUCUGCAGAUGUAUAGUAAAAUGAACUGUAUCCCAUUGCUAUACUGCAGGCAAACAACAACAACAACAAAAAAUAACGACUUAUCUGGUUUCCACAAAAUUAGCAACAUGAAAUAUAAUAUUCACUGUCAUUUUAAAAUGCAUUACCAAUCACAAUAUUAUUUUUGUAAUAAGUGAGAAAUUAUGUUUGAUCUGAUACAUCAAACACUGUAAUUGCCAACUUCUCAUUUAUAACAAGGAUAACAACAAAACCAAAGGGACUUCAAUCAAAUGAAAUGACAAUGGAUAAGGCCUGCAUUAUUAUAAACACACAUUAAGAUGGUAGAGGUUUAAAAGGUGAAUCUUACCAUAAGGAAAAGACAUGAUGAAUAAAAUGAUUAACUUAACGAGAGUACACUUUCAUAACAUUCUAAUAUCAAAAAAAUUUUAUUCCUUCCUUAACACUAGAGAAAGCAAUUUUACUAAGGGUCUGAGUUUAGUGGGUACGGUGCCAUUAUUGGUACUUAUCUGCUAACUAGCUUUGGAAAUGCCUGAUGCUUGAACGAACAGAACACUUCUUACUAAGAAAAUAUCAGUAACUAUAGUUACCAAUCGCACAUCACAUCAUCAAUAAGACAGCGAUUGAACUACUUAAGAUUACCUGUUUGUAAUCAUGCGUGUAAUAUUAAAAUGCAUUUAUUCUAUAU